This is a messenger RNA of Labeo rohita (rohu), 8366 nucleotides long. RefSeq lists its product as uncharacterized. NCBI's taxonomy places the organism in Eukaryota, Metazoa, Chordata, Actinopteri, Cypriniformes, Cyprinidae. Bases 6382 to 8115 code for a protein of 577 amino acids. The transcript has 7 exons. The record is from RefSeq and is a predicted model, not a curated record.
UUUUAUUUGUAAUUCCUCCUGCAGUGAAUGAACUAAACAAUAUCUGUUGGUUGGAUUCAACUUCAUUUACAAGUAUCUCUAAUUCUGUGUUUGUGAAGUUCCUCUUCUUUGCUCUCUUUGCCAUUAUUGCAGUGAGGAAAAAACACAAUCACGUAAUUUUUAAAGGGAAGUGUUGUCACCAUAUAUGGUUAAUUGGAGGCGUUUCCGAAUGCUAAUGACCAUGAAUGUGAACGAGCAUGGUACUUACGCACAUGUGGUAUUUAUCAACAAUGAUUGCUUACUCAUGUGCGUAAGAACUGCGUGCGCACGUUUGAUAAAUGCGGAUUUUCUUGUACUUAGGCACAUUCUAAAUUUCAUUCGUUGGACAAAAUAUAGAACCUUUUCUACGCACUGUUGAUAAAUGAGGGCCCAGGAACUCUGACAAAAACAGAUGCCAUGCAGCAAAACAAUAAAACCAAUCUGGAGAGGAGAUCUCCAAAGAGAGCAAAGAACACCACCCCCCUUUCUCCCUCUGCAUUCUCUGUCUCUCUCACACUUUUCCUCAAAAGAUUCCACUAAAAAGUCACUAAGAAUGUCCAUAUACUACAUGUGUUAUAUCUUGUGAAUAUAUUGUUUUUCCCUUCAUGUUUGGUAUUGUUCUAAAGGUCUCUGUGCGAUAAAAUGGUUUCAAUUUCACAUCAGUCACUUAUAUUAUGAGGAUGAUUGAAAACUUUUGUAGAAUUGUGUUUUGCUGCCGAGGGGUGUGUUUUCCCUUUGGGUUUGGUUGAGAAUCUCCAGCCAGGUGUGACCCUGAGAUCCCCUGACAAACCAAAAGGUCUUUAUGUUUUUACAACUGAUUGGAAGAUUUGUUUGUUCUGGUCUGGGUAUAUAAGCAAAGUGACAAAACAUUACUUGGGGGUUUUUCUGUAAACCCAGAAACCCCCACAUAGCGUAUGUGAAUCUCUGGAGCUCUGCCCUAGAACUCACAUGCUGCUGUGUGUCUCCCUUUAGUCAGGUAUGCAUCUCUUAUUCUUAGAUUAAUCUUUGAGCAAUUGAUGUUAGAUAUUUAUCUGAAUUGGAACUGAAUUUAAUUCUGAAUUGGAUUCUUAUUGUUUAAUUGUGUAACUGGCGUGAUACAUUUUACCUGACAAAUAAAUUGUUACAUUUGAUUCAAUCUGAUCUCUUCUGAAAUCAGUAUUUCUAGUAGAUUGAAGUGUAGUCUGAUAUUUUCCACAAAGUUUGCAUCCAGGAUGGAUCAUACCGAAGUACCAAUGGUCGGAACAUGGGGAACACCAUUAAGGGCUUCCGAUUACUGACUGUCACUGGCUUAACACGUUGUAGUUCUUGUGAUUAUAGAAAAAAUGCACUUUAUGGUAAGAACUGCAGGGUGCAGUCUGCAUAAAAUGUAUUAUAACUACCCCACAUCCUCUGAAUAAGUCCAGAACUGGCGAGCUUGUGAUAUUAUGUCCUUAAUGAACGAAUAAUUAAAAGUAUGAGAUUUCCAGAGUAAUCAAAUAUCUAAAUUAACGCAUAAUCUAUAUUUGUGAUCAGUUUAAAUUAGAGAAAGUGGGGUUUGCAGUUCGCUGUUAAAAGACCAAACAUGCAUUAAACCUUCAACCAGGACGCUGGACUCCGCCUUUGGGUCAGCGAAUGGAUCCUUACAGUUUUUAGAAUGUUAUUAUAACAUUUCCACAAAAUUAGUUUCAGUGUUGGGCAGUAGAGCCUUACUUUGUAACACGUUACUGUAAUUUGAUAUUUUUUUUUUUAGUAACGGAGUAAUUUAACACCUUAUAAUUUCCCAGUUAGUAAUUCGAGUAUAGUUACAAGUAUGCGUAACCGCUGCCUUACAUAAUUGCUGACAGAAUGUGAUUUAUCAUGUAGAUUAUAAAAGGCGUGUUGGCUAGCACACGCUACGUCCUUUACCUGAGAACUACUUUGACUGGAAGCUGGAAAUACAAUUAUUAUUUUUCGUUUAUUUCUGUCAAAGGCAAUAACAUUAUUGUGCGUUGUCAAUUAGAGGGAAAGAAAUCCUUUUCAACCGUGAAAAACUGAAGGGGCAACACGGCACAUUAAAACUUAUUGAGAACGUACCGGGUGCGGAGAGCAACGCAUCAGCUUCUAUUGUCGUACCGCGCCGCUCUCUGUUGCGUCGAGUCCGGCGAGACUGGUCUCUUAUCCACUGGCACUGGACUCGACGCAACAGAGAGUACAAGACUUGCGCGGUACAAGACUUGAUAGGCGAGUGCAGGUGCGGGUGCGGGUGCGGGCGCGGGCGGGCAGAGACUCGUGUCUACCCGAUGCGAUAGAAUGAAAUGAUUUGUGGGACUCCCGCAAAAUAGAACUGUCUAAACAUAAAAUAUCUAAAACAAUUUAUUUGCUAUUCAUGAAUUGCACAAAAGCAACAAGAACAGCUAUAUAAAAUAAAAAGGAUUAACAGGCGUAAGCAUAGGCAGAGAUGUUGAUUAAUAACACAUAUUUUAUCGGGGGCGUUUAUGCCGGGAUGGUAGGCAACACACAAGUUCGCUAUUUCACGUAAAUUCCGUGGAUGUACAGAAAAAAAAGUAACAUAAGUAAUGUAACUAAUUACUUUUGAAAUAAAGUAAUCAUAACAGUAUUUUGAUUACUUUUCAAAGGAGCAAUCAGUAAUCAGUAAUUUGAUUACAUUUUCAGAGUAACUUGCCCAACAUUGGUUAGUUUUAGUUUGUAGAGUGUUAUUCUAACGUUCCCAGAACUUUAGUUUUUGGUUCCCAGAAAGUUAGUCUUUGGUUUUUUAGAAUGUUAUUAUAACAUUCCCAGAACGUUCAUUUUUAGUUUGUUGGACAUUAUUUUAAUGUUCCCAGAACUUUAGUUUUUGGUUCCCAGAAAGUUAGUUUUUGGUUUUUAGAACUUUAUUAUAAUCCCCUAAAAUCUUUACUCCAACAUGAUCAUUUCGCCAUACAUCAGUAUUCAUCCAGCACAAUCACGACCCAGUAUAGUAUAAGAUGCCUAAUCAGUAUUAUAAAACCCAUCUCUUGUUUUCCUCUGCUAAAUAUUAUUAAUUCAUCACUGUCAUUAGGAUAUGUCCCCAAAACCUUCAAACUGGCUGCUAUUAAGCCUCUAAUUAAAAAACCACAACUUGACCCCAACGAAUUAACUAAUUACAGACCUAUCUCGAAUCUCCCAUUUCUGUCAAAGAUAUUAGAAAAGGUUGUAUCCUCACAGUUAUCUUCCUUCCUACAGAAAUAUGAUAUCUGUGAGGAUUUUCAGUCAGGUUUUAGACCGUACCAUAGUACUGAGACUGCUCUUAUUAGAGUUACAAAUGAUCUACUCUUGUCAUCCGAUCGUGGUUGUAUCUCUCUGUUAGUGCUACUGGAUCUUAGUGCUGCGUUUGAUACUGUUGACCACAACAUUCUCUUGAAUAGACUUGAGAAUUAUGUUGGCAUUAGUGGUAGUGCAUUGGCAUGGUUCAAAUCGUAUCUAUCUGACCGCCAUCAAUUCGUGGCAGUAAAUGAUGAGGUAUCAUAUCAAUCUCAAGUGCAGUAUGGAGUACCACAAGGCUCAGUACUAGGGCCGUUACUCUUUACGCUUUACAUGUUACCCUUGGGUGAUAUCAUCAGGAAAUAUGGUGUUAGCUUUCACUGCUAUGCUGAUGAUACCCAGCUCUAUAUUUCUUCGCGGCCUGGCGAAACGUACCAAUUUGAAAAACUAAUGGAUUGUGUAGUUGAGUUAAAAAAUUGGAUGACAAGUAAUUUCUUACUGCUAAAUUCUGAAAAAACAGAGGUGUUAGUUAUUGGGCCUAAAACCUCAGCGUGUAAUAACCUAAAACACUGUCUAAUACUUGAUGGCUGUUCUGUCAAUUCUUCGUCAUCAGUUAGGAACCUAGGUGUGCUAUUUGAUGGUAAUCUUUCCUUUGAAAACCACAUCUCUAGUAUUUGCAAAACUGCAUUUUUCCAUCUCAAAAAUAUAUCUAAACUACGACCUAUGCUAUCAAUGUCAAAUGCUGAAACAUUAAUUCAUGCAUUUAUGACCUCACGGUUAGAUUAUUGUAAUGCUUUAUUGGGUGGUUGUUCUGCUCGCUUAAUAAACAAACUCCAGCUGGUCCAAAAUGCAGCAGCUAGAGUUCUUACUAGAACCAAAAAGUAUGAUCAUAUUAGCCCGGUUCUGUCUACACUGCACUGGCUCCCUAUUAAACAUCGUAUAGAUUUUAAAAUCUUGCUAAUUUCUUAUAAAGCCCUGAAUGGUUUAGCUCCCCAGUACCUGAGUGAGCUCUUAUCGCAUUAUAGUCCCUCACGUCCGCUGCGUUCUCAAAACUCUGGCAAUUUGAUAAUACCGAGAAUAUCAAAAUCAACCGCGGGCGGCAGAUCUUUUUCUUAUUUAGCACCCAAACUCUGGAACAAUCUACCCUACAAUGUUCGGGACGCAGACACACUCUGUCAGUUUAAAUCUAGAUUAAAGACCCAUCUCUUUAACCUUGCUUACACAUAACAAAUCCACAUUCUUAUAAUUCAAAUCCGUUAAAGGAUUGUUAGGCUGCACUAAUUAGGUUAACCGGAACCGGGAACACUUCCCAUAACACCCGAUGUACUCUGUGCAUCGUCAGAAGAAUGGCAUCUACGCUAAUAUUAGUCUGUUUCUCUCUUAUUCCGAGGUCACAUUAACCACCAGAUCCAGUCUGUAUCCAGAUCAGAUGGUCACUGCAGUCCCCCGGAUCCAGUCCGAACCCAGCCCAGACGGUGGAUCAGCACCUAGAGACGACCUCUACAGCCCUGAAUGUCAGCGGAGUCCACAUCAACUAGAUGAGCCCCAGAGACGGAUCCACAUUAAAGACCACAUCACCUAGACGGCUGUCGGCACAAGACCACGGGAACUUUGGCCAGAGGAGAACUGGCCCCCCCCGACUGAGCCUGGUUUCUCCCAAGGUUUUUUUCUCCAUUUGUCACCGAUGGAGUUUUGGUUCCUUGCCGCUGUCGCCUCUGGCUUGCUUAGUUGGGGACACUUUCUCUUAACACAAUAUUGCAUUUUAUUUUAUUGUUUUUGAUUAACUACCUUUACCUAUAAUGUGAGUGUUUAAUGUUGCCUUUGGCAUUGUUGAUGUACUGUUUCCUAUUUAAUACUGUACAGCCGCCUUGUCACAAUUCUGUAUUGUUAAAGGCGGUAUAUAAAUAAAGGUGACUUGACUUGACUUGACUUUUCUAUUGUAUAAUUAAAAUUAAAAAAAUAAUCGGAGCACAUCAGCCAUCACACGUAAGAUCAAAUACGAUUACAUCUUGUAGCAGUGUAAAUGUGUUAUAAUUCAUCAAACUUUAUUUUGUUACUUUAAGAAAACGUUUGGUUCUUAACCAAGUGCAGAAAGAAAGGCAGUAAGGGGUGGACCAUCAUUUCAUUAUAGGGGAGCAGUUGGGAGUAUAUAUACAACAUACACAGAAUGGAAAUUGCAACUGUUUUACACAGCAAUUAGUCUUGGUGUUAAUCAAAUAUUCUAAUCACUGCAUGUUCUUAUUAAGAAAAGUGUUUCAUGUUCUUUCGUGUUAAUGAUGUGGAAUACCCCCCUUACCUUGAUCAAUGGUAUAUCCCCCUGGUGCUGCACUCUUCAGUCUGCGUGAAACAUUCUGAAGAGAGGUAUGUGUCUCUGUUAAUGAAAAACGCAAACAAUUUCCUAAAGCAUAUUAAAUAGAAGUUACAAUGGAAUCAGAACGAGAUACAUUGGUAAUACUAUUGUUAACCCUGUUGUGUGUAAAAGUAAAAGUUGUACGUGUUUAACACUUUGCAUAAACUGUAUCGCUUUAACCAUGCGAUCGUUUGUAUUUCUAUGAACGGUACAAAGUAUUAAAUUAUGUCCUAUGUUCAUUUUCAUAAGAAUGAAGAGGCUUGUUAAUGUGAAUUUGAGUUCUAUUUCAUCUCGUUGUGAUAGUGGUUAAUCCAUCUGUGCAGAGUAAAAUGCGCGCCAGUAAUCCGCGGUGCAUUUUGGGUAAUGUAGUUCAUGACUAUAUGGUUACAGAGAAGAAAUUGAAACUGUGAAUUGUGGCUCUAGUAUUGUAAGUUGCCUGCAUAUUUGAAUAUGGGACAAUGUACUAACUAAAUUAUGUAUUUACAGAUUGUGAAACAAGAAUAAAGACAUUUGUUGUAAAGCUGUCCCAUUUUAUGCUUGCAGGUAUGAGUUAUUGUUCAUUUUGUUUUAUUAUUGUUCUGUUAAUCCUCAGUAUGUGUAAAUCUUAUUAAUUCUAUAUAAAAAUAUGCCUUUGGGGUAUGCAUUUUAUUAAGUGGAACAAUUUAAGAUACUGUAAAGAAAACAAAGCGUGUAAUAUGAGUCUGCGUGAAACAAGAACAAAGACAUUUGUUGUAAAGCUGUCCCAUUUUAUGCUUGCAGUAAACUCCCAAGAAAAGGCACUACUGGUGUUUGUCCUUAUUUGAUGUUGUUCCUGGAUGCGUCAGCUGUCCACUACAAUCUGUCCAGUGUGGGGUGUGUUUGGUGAUGAUGAAGUGAAGUCAGUGUCAGUGUUGGAGGGAGAUUCAGUCACUCUGAACACUAGUCUGACUGAAUUAACAGAUGAUGAUCUUAUUCAGUGGAGGUUUGGGAAUGAAAUCACUUUAAUAGCUGAAAUCACUAAACGGGCCAACAGAAUCGCUGUCUAUGAUGAUGUUCUUGAUGGGAGAUUCAGAGACAGACUGAAGCUGGACAAUCAAACUGGAUCUCUGACCAUCACAAACACCACAACUGAAGAUACCGGACGUUAUUUACUACUGAUAAACCACAUGAGCAUAAUUUUCACUCUCAAUGUCUUUGAAAUUAGGAUAGUGUUAGUGAAGGACGGAGAUUCAGUCACUCUAAACUCUGGUAUUACUGAAAUAAUGGAUGAUGAUCUGAUUCAGUGGACAUUUUGGAUUGAAGACACUUUAAUAGCUAAAAUCAAAAAACAGGCCAACAGUGUCACUGUAUAUGAUGAUGUUCUUGAUGGGAGAUUCAGAGACAGACUGAAGCUGGACAAACAAACUGGAUCUCUGACCAUCACAAACACCACAACCGAACAUGCUGGAGACUAUGUGUUACUGAUCAACAAUAUCAAGAUUUAUUUUUUUCUCAUUGUCUAUUAUCAAAUUUUAGUAAUAGAGGGAGAUUCAGUCACUCUAAACUCAGGUCUUACUGAAAUGGUGGAGGAUGAUCUGAUUAUGUGGAAGCUUUGGAUUGAGAACUCUUUAAUAGCUGAGCUUAAUGUAACAGCCAAGGGCAUCGAUGUAUAUGAUGAUCACAUUUAUGAGAGAUUCAGAGGCAGACUGAAGGUGGACGUUCAAACUGGAUCUCUGACAAUCACAGACACCAGAUUUCAACAUGCUGGACGUUAUGAACUACUGAUUAACCAUAUCAGGAUACAUUUUUUUCUCACUGUCAUACGUGGAGUAUCGGUGAUGGAGGGAGAUUCAGUCACUCUAAAUUCAGGUCUUACUGAAAUAAUGGAUGGUGAUCUGAUUCAUUGGAAGUUUUGGAUGGAAGCCACUUUAUUAGCUGAAAUCAAUAAACAGGCCAACAGAUUCACUGUAUAUGAUGAUGUUCUUGAUGGAAGAUUCAGAGACAGACUGAAGCUGGACAAACAAACUGGAUCUCUGACCAUCACAAACACCACAACUGAACAUGCUGGACUUAAUUAUAUAGAGAUCAAUAUUUACAGCAGGUCUUUUUUUUAUCUCACUGUCUAUGCUCGUCUGCCUGUUCCUGUCAUCAGCAGAGACUGUUUGUCUUCAUCAUCAUCAUCAUCAUCAUCAUCAUUGUCAUCAUCAUCAUAUUGUUCAUUGUUGUGUUCAGUGAAAAAUGUGAAUGAUGUGACUCUCUCCUGGUACAAAGGAAACAGUUUAUUGUCCAGCAUCAGUGUGUCUGAUCUCAGCAUCAGUCUCUCUCUACCUCUGGAGGUGGAAUAUCAGGAUAAAAACACCUACAGCUGUGUGAUCAACAAUCCCAUCAGCAACCAGACUCAACAUCUGGACAUCAGUCAACUCUGUCACACAUGUUCAGACUCUGUCCACUGCUGUGGUUCUACUGAAGCUGUGAUCCGAUUGGUCCUCUCUGCUCUGGUGGGUGUGGCUACUGUCAUUCUUCUGGUUUAUGACAUCAGAUUCCGAAAAGCUGAACAAGAUCAAGCACAUGUUCACACAUCAGAAGUCUAAAUGAUGUAAUUUCUCAUAAAGUUUUGCAUAUUUAAAUAUUUGUGAGAUUUAUUAAUUUAUAGCUUUAUAUGUUCAUCUUUUUGGAAGUACUGAAAUGUAAAAAGUGACAAGCUGUUUUCAAUGUCUUGUUUUCAGUUUUUAAAAUUGAGUUUGAAAGGCUUUAUUGUUUAUAUUUUUCUCAGAUAAGACACACAGAUCUCACUUUACUACUGCUAUCUGUCAUGUGUGUCUGCUUACCUUUAUCAAUAAAG